UAAUGUAUGGUUAUUGGCUAUUUGGCUUUUUGCCUUAUUGGUUAAUUUCUUAAUUGCAGUGAGUAAGUUCACAGUUUUAUUUUUUGAUUUUUUUCUUAAUAAUUUGAUCCUAAAUUCCACCAUAAAAACAUUGUUGUUGUCUUGAUUGUGGAUUUGUGGCUUAUGAUUUAUGAAUUGUGGAUUUGUGGCUUAUGACUUUAACACUCUCUAGAUAGUUUGUUUAGGCAAUUUAGCAAUAUGCUACUGUUUUUCCACUUUCCAGUGCAUAUGUAAAUAUGUAAUUGUUAAGUAUGCAAGAUUGCAAGUAGCCAAGUAAUGCUAACUAGUUUUGCACUUUUGAUGAUGGGAUUCCUAAAUUUCCUAUUAAUAUUUAGUACUCCAGUAAGUAGUAAGUAGUAAGUAGUAAGUAGUAAGUACUUGAGUAAUAUAAUGAUGGGAUUCCUAUUAUUAUGUAUAAUGUACAGCCCAAUGUUCAUCACUUCAUCCGAUAUUUCAGUUGACCCGUUCUAUUGAAUUUGGAUUCGGUUGAUCACUUGACCCGUUUUGUCAAAUAUAAGUAUUCAUUUUUUAUUUUAGUUCAAAUUAUUUAGCCCACCCGAUUAAUCCGACAACCCGAGGUUUAGGGUUAGGGCUAAUCCGAAUCCGAGAAUAAAAUAAUAAUAAAUUAACGGACAACCCGAAUCCGAUAAGCUUGACAACCCGACAGGGUUAGCCCGAAAUUGACAGGGUUGGCCCGAUUGACAUCCCUACUUCCAGCCAACACGACUAAAUCCCUAAAAUCUGAAGUAAUAAUCAACAGUCAACACGACAACACAGCCAACAGCCCAACACUGCCUCAGUUUCACUCGGCGAUGGCGGCGCUACUCGAACUCGGCGACGGUGACAGUAGGUGCUCCGUCUCCCUUCUCCCUUCUAGGCGAGUCGGCAUCUCCAGUCUCCCUUCUCCUUUUUCCGUUGGGCAGCAGUGCCUACUGCACUAGGUGGCACUGGCGCACCGCGGCAGUAGCUAUAGCUCUAGCAGUCUAGCUCCAGGGGUAUUUGAUACGGCUGAAAUCGAAGUGUCUGCCAGUCAGUCUAGUACUUUGUAGUUCAAAUUGCUAUUCCAGUUUGCAACAGAAUAAUAUUGAAGCCAGUGACAAUUUAGAGGACAUGACUGCAUGAGAAACCCAAUCUCAUUGGCUUCCAUCACUGCAAAUCUUUCCACCAUCAAAACCCAUUUCUACUUUACUACGAAAUUCCACCUUUCAACCUCUAUAGAGAACUGUAUUUCUCAUGGAGAAAAUGUCAAACACCUUGAAGGCACACAACUACUUCAAGAACCUUCAACAUGGGUUCAAAUUCAUUCGCUUUGCAGAACUAAGUCUCUUCAUGCACUCACCAUCAAGGUUGGCUCUACACCAACACAACCCAUUUUCCCUUUCAAUAAUAUACUGUCGAAGUAUGUUCAUUUUGGUAAUGUACAUGUUGCUCGGGAACUGUUUGAGGAAAUGCCUUUUAGAAAUGCUGUGUCUUUCAACACGAUGAUCGCUGCAUAUUGUCGAGAUGGGAAUGUACUAGAGGCUUGGGGACUGUUUUCUGAGAUGAGGAGGUGUGGAUUUAAGCCCACUCAGUUUACUUUCGGGGGACUGUUGUCAAGUGAGUUCUUGGAUCAUUAUCAAGUGGUGCAAUUGCAUGCACUGCUUGAGAAGACAUCAUUGCUUCGCACUGAUGCUACUCUAGGGACUGCACUGUUGGGUAUGCUUGGGAGGUGCGGGUGUUUACACGAGGCCUGCCAGAUUUUUGAUAGCAUGCCUGAAAAGAACUUGGUUACAUGGAAUUCUAUGAUUCUAUUGCUUGGACAACAUGGAUUUGUUGAAACGUCGAUGACUAUGUUUGUUGAAAUACUCAGGAGUGGAAUGGAUUUGUCUGAGUACACAUUUGUGGGCCUUCUAUCUGGUUGCCUCGGGAUACAUGAUAUGGAAUUAGGAGAGCAAGUGCACACAGUUGCAGUGAAGUAUGGAUUGGAUAAUGCAGUUUCUGUUAAGAAUUCUCUGGUUAACAUGUAUGCUAAAUGUUCUGGUGCUCACACUGCAAAUAAAAUGUUUGAGGAAGCGGCAAUUAAGGACAUUGUUUCAUGGAACAUAAUGAUUGGUGCACUGGCAAAGAGUGAUACACCGGACAAAGUGUUGACUGUUUUCUUGGAAAUGUAUGCUAAUGGAUUCUCCCCUAAUGAAAUAACAUUUAUUAGUGCUCUUAACUCCUGCUCUAGGCUGCAGAAUCUGUCAUGUGGAGAAGCUUUGCAUGCACAAAUUAUCAAGAAGAAGCUUGAAAAUGAUGUGUACAUGGGCAGUGCUUUGAUGGAUUUUUAUGUCAAAUUCGAUAAAUUGGAAGAAGCACAUUGCUGUUUUAAUGAAAUGUGUGAAAAGAGUUUAGUUCCUUGGAACACAUUGAUGCUGGGAUACUCAAAUAGAGGCUCUCCUGAAUCCAUUUUGCUGUUGCGAGAGAUGAUCCGCCUGGGUUUUUAUCCGAAUGGCUUUUCAUUUUCUAUUGUUAUCAAAGCGUCAUCAGCAGUAGAAUUACUCCAGCUUCACUCGUGGUUGGUAAAGACGGGUUACCUCAAGCAUUCUUAUGUAUCAAGCUCUCUUAUAAGCAGGUAUGCCAAAAAUGGUUUAAUAUCUGAUGCCUUAUGCUUCACAGAUGUUAAUGACAUGCCACUUGAUGUUGUCUCCACAAAUGUGAUAGCUGGGAUAUACAACAGAAUUGGCGAGUAUGACAAGACUCUGGAGUUGUUUUCCAUACUCGAGGACCCCAACACUAGAUCUUGGAACAUUUUGAUCUUAGCUUGCUCUCGAAACAGUGAUCACAAAGAGGCUUUUGAAAUCUUCGGACACAUGAGGAGAGCUCGAGUCUCUCCCGACAAUUACACGUACGUCAGCCUCCUCAGCAGCUGCAACAGACUCUGCAACCUCGGCCUGGGCAGCUCUCUUCAUGGUCUACUCAUCAAGAACGAUUUCAGCUCCUGCGACACAUUCGUCUGCAACAUCAUGAUUGACAUGUACGCGAAAUGUGGGAGCCUCGAAAGUGCAACAAAGAUAUUUAAUGACACCUCCGAAAGGAAUGUCAUUUCGUGGACAGCUAUGAUUUCAUCCCUUGGCCUACACGGCUAUGCCCAUGAAGCGAUAAGGAAAUUUGAUGAGAUGACAGAGCAGGGCAUUAAGCCUGAUAAGGUGGCAUUCAUGGCAGUCCUCUCAGCUUGCAGACAUGUUGGGUUAGUUGAACAAGGGAUGGCUCUGUUUGGGGAAAUGAAAGGGAAAUAUGGGUUUGAACCAGAGAUGGAUCAUUACUUGAUUGUUGUUGAUUUGUUGUCUAGGUAUGGUCAUCUUGCAGAAGCUGAACAAUUCAUUGGCAGGAUGCCUUUCCCCCCAAAUGCUUCAAUAUGGCGUACUUUUCUUGAUGGCUGCAAAAGGAAAAGAACGUCUUGUAUUGAGUCAUCAUAUUAAAUAAUUUAUUUAUUUUUUUAAUUUACUAGAAUGAAUAUAGAUGGUAGGGGAGAGGAGAGUAAAAGAAAGUGAUAGUAGGAGAGAGGAAAUAGCUUAUGUUGGAGUUCGAUUUUUUUGGCAAGCUAGAGCGUGUCUCACUCACCAUAAGGCACAAUGGGCACAUUUAUGGUGUGUUUGGAAAGCAGGAAAAUGACUUCUAGAAAAUGUUUUCUGGAAAAUGAGUCAUUUUUUAGAAAAUAUGUUCAUUUCUAGUUUUUGGAUAUAGUUUGAAAAACUGUCUGUGUGUUUGGUUAUUUUUUUGGAAAAUGAAUAGAGAAUUGUAUAAUUAUAUA
This is a messenger RNA of Ipomoea triloba (trilobed morning glory), 3811 nucleotides long. Its product is annotated as pentatricopeptide repeat-containing protein At3g58590. The coding region runs from base 1158 to 3479 and encodes 773 amino acids. NCBI's taxonomy places the organism in Eukaryota, Viridiplantae, Streptophyta, Magnoliopsida, Solanales, Convolvulaceae. Gene Ontology annotation, molecular function: RNA binding; protein binding. The transcript is spliced from 2 exons. Gene Ontology annotation, biological process: RNA modification. The record is from RefSeq and is a predicted model, not a curated record.